GGUGGUACUAAUCCCUCCCAACAUCUCACGCUCCCUGCCGCGCUGCUGUGCCAACCAAUUUGGGCCAGGCCCGUGAGAGCUCCCAACUCCCGUCACGAACGGCUAUUGGGCCGGGCCCGCAGAGGCAGCGCGAGAAAAAUCCGAGAAAAAGAACAUUUUCCUGGACUUGAGGCCCCACCUGCAGUGUCACAGUAACCUCCACCUAGUCACCGCCCCCAGUGAGGACGUCUAGUGGGCCCGAGCACAGAGCCAUGGCCCUCGCCCUCGCGACGACCUCGCUCGCGCCCCUCGCCCUGCCCCCGCCUCCGAUCUCCGGCUCCCAGUCCUCGUUGCUGCACCUCCCGCACCGCGCCUCUCCCGUGCCCAUCUCCAUCCCCCUCCGGUCCCGCCUCCUCGCGGCCGUCGCGACCAAGGAGCCCGAGCUCGGGGGCGGCGGCGGAUCGGAAGGCGGUGAGGGUGCAGGCGGCGGCGGCGGCGGCGACAGCGAUCCGCGGGGAGGUGGUCAGGAGGGGGGAGGAGAGGAGGAGGGUGACAAGAUGGGGGAGGGGUUGUCCAUGUCGCAGAAGCUCACCCUCGCCUACGCCGCACUCGUCGGAGCUGGUGGCAUAAUGGGGUACAUGAAGAGUGGAAGCCAGAAGUCCUUAGCCGCAGGAGGUAUAUCAGCCCUGGUCCUGUACUUCGUCCACACUCAACUCCCAGUUAGGCCCGUCUUUGCAUCGUCAAUUGGUUUAGGUAUAUCUGGUGCACUGCUGUCAGUGAUGGGAUCUCGCUUCAAGAAGUCCGGGAAGAUAUUCCCAGCCGGUGUUGUGUCUCUUGUAUCCCUGGUCAUGGUCGGAGGAUACUUCCAUGGGAUCCUGCGUAGCUCGCAUGCGUGAUGCAAUCAGGGGCAGUCACCAUAUGCACUCCCUAACUUUAUCAUCUUUCUGCUUGAUGCACUUUUGCAUCCCUUUGGUGUUUUAGAACUUGAAAGAACCGUUAUCCUUCUUGGUGGACGUUUUAGUUUUUUACUCGGUGCCAAGUUUAGUUCAUGCUAUGUUAUGAGACAGUGUGGGUAAAAUCAUGUGAGCUAUUAUCGUCGGAGAAUAAACAUUUGGGGAAUCAUAUCUGUAAUCUCGAUGCAGAUUUUAUAGCAGCAUAGACUGUUGCGGUUGGAUUGA
This is a messenger RNA of Phragmites australis (common reed), 1157 nucleotides long. RefSeq names its product protein FATTY ACID EXPORT 7-like. Lineage: Eukaryota; Viridiplantae; Streptophyta; Magnoliopsida; Poales; Poaceae. The record is from RefSeq and is a predicted model, not a curated record. Gene Ontology annotation, cellular component: membrane. Bases 252 to 875 code for a protein of 207 amino acids. The transcript has 3 exons.